Molecule: messenger RNA, 1443 nt
Organism: Budorcas taxicolor (takin)
Lineage: Eukaryota; Metazoa; Chordata; Mammalia; Artiodactyla; Bovidae
Gene: NAP1L3
Product: nucleosome assembly protein 1 like 3
Biological process (GO): nucleosome assembly
Cellular component (GO): chromatin; nucleus
Molecular function (GO): chromatin binding; histone binding
Source: RefSeq, a predicted model, not a curated record
AUGGCAGAAGCGGAUCCUAACAGGGUCUCGGAACCUGCCGCCCAGGGGGUGGAUGGAGAGAUGGUAGCUAUCUCGUCUAGCGAUUCUGGGGACGAAUCUGACAGCAGCAGCUAUAGCAGCAGCAGUAGUUGCAGUAGCAGCAGUGUCCGCAGCCCAUUCUAUAGAAGUAUAAGUGUACCUGGGCCCUCCAGAAGUGUGAGGCGGGCUCCGUCAGGUAGAAGUUUCGUGGAUCAGCUGCCUCGGGCAGUUAGAAAUCGUGUGCAGGCUCUCAGAAAUAUUCAAGACGAAUGUGACAAGGUAAACGCCCUGUUCUUAAAGGCAAUUCACGAUCUCGAACGAAAAUAUGCCGAACUCAAUAGGCUUCUGUACAACCGGCGAUUCCAAAUCAUCAAUGCAGAAUAUGAGCCCACGGAAGAAGAAUGUGAAUGGAAUUCGGAGGAUGAGGUGUUCAGCAGCGAUGAAGAGAUGCAGGAAGACUCUAGUGAGAUGCCUGCUUUAGAGAGUGAGGAAGAAGAGGAUGACCUGGAAGCAAAACCUGAGGUCAAGGCUGAAGAAAAUGUAACACUAAAAGAAAAUUCCAAAGCAAAGACUGAAGAAAAAGCACAGUCCAAAGAUGCUCUGGAGGCCAGGCCUGAAGUAAAAGAAGAUCCAAAGUAAGCCCUCCAGGCAAAGGCAGAAGAUGAAGCGCAGGCUAAAGCAGCAGAGGCUAAGGCAAGGACUCCAGGAAAAGAGGCUCCAAAAAGAGUUCCUGAGGUCACGCCUAAAGAUAGAGCUCUUAAAAGAGCUCGAAAAGGAAAGCCUAAAAGAGAAGAUCCUAAAAGCAUUCCUGACUAUUGGCUGACUGUGUUCAAGAAUGUUGACAAGCUGGGGCCCAUGAUUCAGAAGUAUGAUGAGCCCAUUCUGAACUUCCUGUCUGAUGUUAGCCUGAAGUUUUAAAAACCCAGCAGGCCUGUAAGUUACACAUUUGAAUUUUGCUUUCUACCCAAGAAUGAGGUGCUGACCAAGAGAUAUAUAAUAAAGUCAAAGCCAGAUCGCAAUGAUCCCUUCUUCUCUUGAGACUGGAAAAUCCAAGAUUGCAAAGGCUGUAAGAGGAGAAGAGGAAAGGAUGUCACAAUGACAACCACCCAGAGUCGCACAGCAGCUACUGGACAAGUUGAAACCCAGCCAAGAGUGGUUUCUGAUGCAUCAUUCUUCAAUAUCUUUAGCCCUCCUGAGAUUCCUACUAUCGGAAAGCUUGAACCACGAGAAGAUGCUAUCCUUGAUGAAGAUUUUGAAAUUGGUCAAACUUUGCAUGAUAACGUCAUCCUGAAAUCAAUCUAUUACUAUACAAGAGAAGUCAAUGGUACCUGAUUCCAUAAAGAUUAUGGAAAUAGGAAAUAACGAAAAUAUAAAAGAGGCUGCAUGAAAGAAUUUUCAGGAAUCUCAAAUUUCAAGCAGAAAUGA